AUGAAGCACACCGAACGAGAAGAAUGGCUGCCGAGGGGUGAGGACUGGUGGGGACCAUCUGGGACCAUCUUCAAGUUGUCGUGGUGGAAAGAGACCAAAUGCGGAAGGAGUAAACGCGAAUGGUCACAUCACUCCGAGGACGCGUCUUUGCUCGUGACCACAACGGUGUCCCGACGCCCCGACGCCCCUCCUGCCUGCCUCCUGCCUAACCUGAUCAAAGCAAAUUUACCGUUGCUUCUUUUUCUUCUUCGAGCUCCGGCAACCAGAUGGGUCAAAAUCAUGUCAUUCGGGUAUGCUGUUUUAGUAGCUGCCUCGCUUUCCCUGGGGUUCUGGGCUGGCAGGAGGUCAACAUAUCGGACCGGAAGCAAGCCUACCGCAGGCCCGGCGCGGCUCUCCCGCGGUUCGGAGAAUUCUGUGAAAGAAACAGACGGAGAUGAAAGCGAUGACAAUGAAAGUUCGAGCGAGGUCGCAGAUGGAGACAUUUCGUCUCUCAGCGUGGGCGAGGCUGAUCACUGCAAGAUGGUCCUCGUUGUUCGAACAGACCUAGGAAUGACUUCUGGCAAGAUCGCUGCCCAAUGCUCUCAUGCCGUCCUUGCUUGCUACAAGACGCUACAGGUGAAAAAUCCAACACUGCUGCGACAGUGGGAACGAGCAGGGCAAACGAAGGUUGCUCUAAGGUGCGACAGCGAAGACGAGCUGCUUCUUAUGCAAGCUCAGGCGCAAAGCCUGAACCUUUGCGCGCGUUCAAUUCAGGACGCCGGAAGAACACAGAUCGCGGCAGGCUCAAGGACUGUCCUCGGUAUAGCAGGACCCUCUCGGCUUGUUAACCAAAUCACCGGAAAACUGCGACUGCUUUAG
This is a messenger RNA of Cyclocybe aegerita, 858 nucleotides long. The record is from the annotation of a GenBank genome assembly. NCBI's taxonomy places the organism in Eukaryota, Fungi, Basidiomycota, Agaricomycetes, Agaricales, Hemipholiotaceae.